Molecule: messenger RNA, 794 nt
Organism: Saprolegnia diclina VS20
Lineage: Eukaryota; Oomycota; Saprolegniomycetes; Saprolegniales; Saprolegniaceae
Exons: 1
Coding region: 8-766 (252 amino acids)
Source: RefSeq, a predicted model, not a curated record
UGCGCUGAUGCAGCGUCGUCGGCGCAGCUCCACUGCAUUGACGAAAGCAAAGGUUGAGGUCGUUUCAGAUGUCGGAGCACCACGGAAAGACGGGCUACGGUGCAAAGUUGAAAUGACUCUCUGUUACGAUGGCCUCGACACGCUUCGGGCGCAGACAUGCCUCCUCCUCACGUUUGACGAUGCCGCGCCCAGCUACGUGCUUGGCGCUCGCCACCACCGCCCUGCGUGCGCUGAUGCCGACGCCGGUGGUGCCGUUCUCGUCCAGCUCCACGCAGCAGUGAGCUCGCGACCCGACGCGAGAUUGCACUUUGGAGACCUCGUCUACAUGACGACACCUUCACCAGGCGGACUGCAUGUCUUAUCGACGGCGGCGAUGACAAGUCGUCUCCACUGGUCAUCACGAGGCGCCUUCAAGAAGCGCAACCUCUUUCGCCUAGCACCGAGCGACUCGGCGCUCGACGGCGCGAUCCAGAUGCACGACCAGUUCCACUUGCACAGUGUGCGCUGGCCAACGCACGUCGUUGGCUUUGAUGCCAAACGCUCCGAGCUCGUGCUCCGAAGGAAACAACACCCAGUCGCCUUCUCGGCCCUAAAUGCGGCCACGUACGCGGUUCGAUUGGCCAAGCUGCACCGCCGCCGUCAGCUUCGUCGCGUGGCGCUGCCAGUUGUCUACGUGGCCCUCGAGGCAUCGCGUGUCGAGCACUCCGAGACAAAAGACGAUGCCGUACUCGCAUUUCUGAUUCCCGACUUGGUGCGCGCACGUUGAUGUAAUGAAUACUUGUUGUGCCAUCGGC